Crotalus tigris (Tiger rattlesnake) is the source of this 1777-nucleotide messenger RNA. It is a transcript of the gene AVPR1B, whose product is annotated as arginine vasopressin receptor 1B. Gene Ontology annotation, cellular component: membrane. The record is from RefSeq and is a predicted model, not a curated record. The coding region runs from base 1 to 1278 and encodes 425 amino acids. Lineage: Eukaryota; Metazoa; Chordata; Lepidosauria; Squamata; Viperidae. Gene Ontology annotation, molecular function: peptide binding; vasopressin receptor activity. Gene Ontology annotation, biological process: G protein-coupled receptor signaling pathway; positive regulation of vasoconstriction; regulation of systemic arterial blood pressure by vasopressin. The transcript is spliced from 2 exons.
AUGGAGAGGAACGCUACAUAUUUUAGGAGCUUCUUGGAGAGCUCUCUGCUGGAAAACAUCAAGCCACUGAGUGGGGGCCUCAACAAGUCCAUUCUCCAUACCCGAGAUGAAGUACUUGCUAAGGCUGAGAUUGGGAUUCUGGCUGCUAUCCUGGCAGUGACUGUUGUGGGAAACCUGUGUAUCCUUCUGGCCAUGUAUCGCCUUCGGAAGAAGAUGAGCCGGAUGCACCUUUUCAUUCUUCACCUGGGAUUGACAGACUUUGGGGUGGCCCUCUUCCAGGUAUUCCCCCAGAUGAUUUGGGAAAUGACCUAUCGUUUCCAGGGUCCUGAUCUACUCUGCAGGGUUGUCAAAUACCUGCAGGUACUAAGCAUGUUUGCCUCUACAUACAUGCUCAUUGCCAUGACACUGGAUCGCUACAUGGCUGUGUGCCACCCACUGCGUACUCUACGGCAGCCAACCUGCCAAGCAUAUCUAAUGAUUGGAGUCACUUGGCUACUAAGUUGCUUGCUUAGCAUACCUCAGCUCUUCAUCUUCUCAAUAAGGGAGGUCCACCAAGGUUCUGGUCUGCUGGAUUGCUGGGCAGAGUUCAAAUACCCUUGGAGCGCAAAGGUGUACAUUACAUGGAUGACUUUGUGUGUCUUUGUACUGCCGGUGGUCAUCCUCUCAGUUUGUUAUGGCCUGAUCUGUCAUAAGAUCUGCAAGAAUCUUAGAGGAAAGACACAAAGGUGUGGUCUCUCUGCAGCGGAUGCCAUCUCAUACACAGCCAGAUACACUGAUCAGAAUGGAGUAGAAGGGUGUCAUUCUGGCUCCCGGGUUAGCAGCGUGCGUACCAUCUCCCGUGCCAAGAUCCGCACAGUAAAGAUGACUUUUGUCAUAGUGAUGACCUAUGUUGCUUGUUGGGCACCUUUCUUCAGUGUACAGAUGUGGUCAGUGUGGGAUAAGAAUGCACCAAAUGAGGAGUCAAGCGACGUGGCUUUUACCAUUACCAUGUUGCUGGCCAGCCUGAGUAGCUGCUGUAAUCCCUGGAUUUACAUGUUUUUCAGUGGGCAUCUCUUUUAUGGUGUCCUCCACUUUUUCUCCUGCUGCGGAAGUCUUCGGUCCAAUCUCAGGAGGCAGCAGUCUAAUGGCAGUCUCUGCAGCCAUAAAACUACCAUCUUGAGCCACAGUCCUCAGAGCACUGCAGAGCCGAAUGCUGCUCGGAUCCAGAUGCAAUUGGGAAAUAUUAAAGAAUUCUACCAGCCUUAUGAAGAUACAGUGAUUGAUUCAGGGAUACUUUAAAAUAAUGGAUUGGUAUAAUGACAAUGAAUGAUACUGUAAUCCCAUAAUCUGGUAUUUUGAAACAAGUAGGAAUAGUAGAAUAAUAUAGUGGCCCUGUAGGAUAUGAAACAUAGCACACUGUAUAUAAAAUAAAUCAGGCCUGGUUCAUUUCUGUUUAAAGACCGUUCUGAAUUAUAGUUUUGUCUCUGUUACAGGCAGUGCUAUCUUGUUACUGAUUGUACUAAACAGUUUAUAUGUUUUAAAUUACAUUUUAUGGGCCACCUAAUUUCAAAUAUACAACUCUAAUUUCAAAUAUAUGAAUGAAUAUAUGAAGGUAAGGUUUUCAGGUUUUUCCUUUCUCCAAUUAUUUUUAAAACCUUAGUUUUUUUCUUGCUCACAAGACCCUCCUAUGCCUAUACUAAAGUGAUGUAUUGAUUAGUAGCAAUUUAAUUUACCUGGUUUCUCAUCUAAUUAAGAAGAAAAUUGUUUUGCUUUAGACUGCUGAAAAUUGUAUGCUUCA